UGGUUCCCAAGGAGCAGUCGAGAAUCAAGAGCUUCAGGCAGCAAUAUGGCAACACAGUCAUCGGGCAAGUCACUGUGGAGAUGGUGUACGGCGGGAUGAGAGGCAUGAAGGGGUUAAUAUACGAGACCUCUGUCCUGGACCCCGAUGAGGGCAUCCGCUUCCGCGGGUACAGCAUCCCCGAGUGCCAGAAGCUGCUGCCCAAAGCCCCCGGAGGGGAGGAGCCCCUGCCUGAGGGCCUCUUCUGGCUGCUGCUGACCGGAGACAUCCCCACUCAGGAACAGGUGAGCUGGGUCUCUCAAGAGUGGGCCAAGAGGGCGGCUCUGCCCUCCCACGUGGUGACCAUGCUGGACAACUUCCCCACCAACCUGCACCCUAUGUCCCAGCUCAGCGCCGCCAUCACCGCCCUCAACAGCGAGAGCAGCUUCGCCCGGGCCUACUCCGAGGGCAUCAGCCGGGCCAAGUACUGGGAGUUCAUCUACGAGGACUCCAUGGACCUGAUCGCCAAGCUGCCUUGCAUCGCCGCCAAGAUCUACCGCAACCUGUACCGCGAGGGCAGCAGCAUCGGGGCCAUCGACCCCAGCCUGGACUGGUCCCAUAACUUCACCAACAUGCUGGGCUACAGUGACCCCCAGUUCAUCGAGCUCAUGCGGCUCUACCUCACCAUCCACAGUGAUCACGAAGGCGGGAACGUCAGCGCCCACACCAGCCACCUGGUGGGCAGCGCCCUCUCCGACCCGUACCUCGCCUUCGCCGCGGCCAUGAACGGCCUGGCCGGGCCGCUGCACGGCCUCGCCAAUCAGGAGGUGCUGGUGUGGCUGACGAACCUGCAGAAGGAGCUGGGCCAGGACGUGCCUGAUGAGAAGCUGCGAGAUUUCAUCUGGAACACGCUGAACUCCGGCCGGGUGGUCCCCGGCUACGGCCACGCCGUGCUGAGGAAGACGGACCCCCGCUACACCUGCCAGCGGGAGUUCGCCCUCAAGCACCUCCCCAAGGACCCCAUGUUCAAACUGGUGGCGCAGCUCUACAAGAUCGUCCCCAACGUGCUCCUGGAGCAGGGCAAGGCCAAGAACCCCUGGCCCAACGUGGAUGCGCACAGCGGGGUGCUGCUGCAGUAUUACGGCAUGAAGGAGAUGAAUUACUACACGGUGCUGUUCGGCGUCUCGCGGGCCCUGGGCGUCCUGGCCCAGCUCAUCUGGAGCCGGGCGCUCGGCUUCCCGCUGGAGAGACCCAAGUCCAUGAGCACGGACGGCCUCAUGCAGCUCGUGGGCUUCAAAUCGGGUUAAAGGAAGGGAUGGGAUUGGGGGGGGGGGGAGAGCUCGCUUGCCAGCUGUCCAGGGGCCGUUUAAAGAGACAGUACACCUUUUCCCUUCCAAGGGCCUCGGCCAGCCGCUAGAAUUAAACCUUUCUCUGAGGCACUGACCAUAAGUUUCAGGUUAUUUAUGGUGUAAAUUAAGAUUAAAACAAUCAGCCCCCUUCCUAUCUCCCCCAAUCUGCCCGCCGCCCUUAGCGGCACCUCUGUUAAACUCCUGAGCCAACCAGAGCCCAGCCACUCCCCCCCUCCCCCCGCACGGCUUUCUAGGCCAGCCCGCUCUAGCCCCCCGGCCAGGAGAGGAGGGUCCUUUCCCAAUCAUGUACCGUGCUGAGUGCUGCCUUGUCCAUGUUGCAGCCCCAUAGCCAGACAAGCGCCUAGGCCCAGAUCAAACCUGCUCGCUUAGCCCUGAGAGGGGGGUUGGUGUGUGAACGCUUGAAUCGCUUCCUUUGCCUUGGUCCUCCUCUCCUGCCACCUUGAGUCGGGGGCCGGAGCAUCUCUGGGCUUUUCCUCCUCCCGGGGCAGGGCCUGGGGCACCCUUGCUGUACACCAGGGGCAUGGACCCUUUCUCAUCCCACCCCCCUGUAAGUCUCCCCCUAGGGACUUCCCUGGCUCGCUGCUGCAGGGGCAUUGCUGUCUGAGACUCGGCUCCUUGCUCCCAGCAGGGGCCAGGCCUUCCCCUGAGCCCCACUGCUACCUAGGGGGAGAGUGGGGCAGGGGAGGGGAAAGGCUUCCCCAGGAACGUCUGCGCUUAGGCUUUCCCUCGGCGUGGCGUCCGGGCCAGAGCCGUGGGGCUGCGGGGGGUAGCCCGGCCGAGCGAGGACGUGAUUUCCUGGGCAGCAGGCAGUAGCUGCGGGGCUGUGCUGCUAGCCACCUUUUUGAGCAGUUGCAGUGCAAAAGUGACCCUGGCUCCUGCCCUUUCUCCCGAGGAAGGACACGAUACACUCCUCCCCCGCCCCGGUUCUGUGUGUGUUUGUGUGAAUGCCCGUGUCCCCUAACCGCCCCCGGGGCGCCGGGCGGGUUCCGGCCGUGGCCUGGCGCAGCCUGCGGGCGGCUCUGUACAAAAUGCAAAAUAAAUGUUU
Messenger RNA from Emys orbicularis (European pond turtle), 2391 nucleotides. RefSeq names its product citrate synthase (gene CS). Gene Ontology annotation, cellular component: mitochondrial matrix. Gene Ontology annotation, biological process: tricarboxylic acid cycle; carbohydrate metabolic process; citrate metabolic process. Lineage: Eukaryota; Metazoa; Chordata; Testudines; Emydidae. The transcript has 9 exons. Bases 81 to 1283 code for a protein of 400 amino acids. The record is from RefSeq and is a predicted model, not a curated record.